This is a messenger RNA of Diaporthe amygdali, 768 nucleotides long. RefSeq lists its product as uncharacterized. The record is from RefSeq and is a predicted model, not a curated record. The transcript has 3 exons. Gene Ontology annotation, biological process: isopentenyl diphosphate biosynthetic process; isoprenoid biosynthetic process. NCBI's taxonomy places the organism in Eukaryota, Fungi, Ascomycota, Sordariomycetes, Diaporthales, Diaporthaceae. The coding region runs from base 1 to 768 and encodes 255 amino acids. Gene Ontology annotation, molecular function: isopentenyl-diphosphate delta-isomerase activity. Gene Ontology annotation, cellular component: cytoplasm.
AUGUCUACAACAACCACAGUCACGGCUACGGCCCCCAUCAGCGCCGCAAAUAUCCUUCGCCUCUUCCCCGACAUCGACACGACCACCACCUCGGAGCUCGACGGCCACGAUGCUGAGCAGAUCCGCCUCAUGGACGAGGUCUGCAUCGUCCUGGACGAGAAUGACGAGGCCAUUGGCACUGCUAGCAAGAAAGUCUGCCAUCUGAUGACCAACAUCGACAAGGGACUGCUGCACCGCGCAUUCUCCGUCUUCCUCUUCAACGACAAGAACGAGCUCCUCCUGCAGCAGCGCGCCACGGAAAAGAUCACCUUCCCCGACAUGUGGACCAACACCUGCUGCUCCCAUCCUCUGAUGAUCCCCGGCGAGACUGGCUCCAAUCUCGCAGAGUGUAUCGAGGGCGUCAAGAGGGCGGCGCAGAGGAAGCUUGACCACGAGCUAGGUAUCAAGAAGGAGCAGGUCCCUAUCGAGGACUUCCACUUCCUUACGCGCAUCCACUACAAGGCACCGAGUGACGGCAAGUGGGGCGAGCACGAGAUUGACUACAUCCUUUUCAUCAAGGCCAACGUCGACCUCAACGUGAACCCCAACGAGGCCCAGGCGACACAAUACGUGACACCAGAGGCACUAAAGAAGCAGUUCGACGACCCGACACUGAAAUUCACACCGUGGUUUAAGCUAAUCUGCAACUCGAUGCUUUUUGAGUGGUGGUCGCACCUGGAUUCGGGCCUGGAGGCCUACAAGAACGAGCAGCAGAUUCGACGCAUGUGA